AUGGCCUCAUCUGUGAAAGAGCGUCUCCUGGCCGUCCUGGAUGAUCUCGGCUCUGAGGAGCUGAAGAGAUUUAAGUGGUAUCUAACUACAGAAAACAAGCUGGAUGGCUUCCUUCACAUUCCAAAGGGCCAGCUGGAGACAUCUAACAGACUGGACAUAGUGGAUCAGAUGGUGCAGAAAUACAGGGGAAAUGCGGCUGUGAAGAUCACACUGGACAUCCUGAAGAAGAUUAGCCGUCCUUCAGAUGAAGAUGGUGAGAACCAUUGUCCAUUGUCAGGUCCUUUAGAUGAAGAUGGUGAGAACCAUUGUCCAUUGUCAGGUCCUUCAGAUGAAGAUGGUGAGAAGUUCCAACAUGAAUAUAAACAGGAAGUAAAGAAGAAGGUGCAGCAUGUAUUCAACGGGGUACCGAAGCAGGGCCACAAGCAACUUCUCAAUGAGAUCUACACAGAGCUCUACGUCACAGAGGGUGGAAGUGGAGAGGUCAAUAAUGAACAUGAGGUGAGACAGAUCGAGAUCACGUCCAAGAAUCCAGCGAGACCAGAGGCUAAAAUCCUCUGCAAUGACAUCUUCAGACAAUCAUCUGGAAAAGACAAACCUAUCAGAACUGUGCUGACAAAAGGAGUCGCUGGCAUUGGAAAAACAGUCUCUGUGCAGAAGUUCAUUCUGGAUUGGGCUGAAGGGAAAGCCAAUCAGGAUAUCCAAUUCAUAAUUUCACUCCCUUUUCGGGAGCUGAAUUUGGUGAGGGGGGAAAAGUACAGUUUUGUAGAACUUCUGCAUAAAUGUGUCUUAGAGACUAGAGUGAUUGAGAGGGACUUUUUGAAUAACAUUUUAACAAAAUUGCAAAAACCAGGAAACCACAAUGAGAGCAAGUACAACGUUUUAUUUGUCCUUGAUGGUCUGGAUGAGUGCCGACUGACCCUCGACUACGAGAACUGUAAGAGCUGGUGUGAUGUCACAGAGCCAACCUCAGUGGACGUGCUGCUGACAAACCUCAUCAAGGGAAAUCUGCUUCCACCUGCUCUCCUCUGGAUAACCUCCAGACCUGCAGCAACCAAUCACAUCCCUCCUGAUUGUGUUGACCAGGUGACAGAGGUACGAGGGUUCAAUGACCCACAGAAGGAGGAGUACUUCAGGAAGAUAUUCAGCGAUGAGGACCUGGCCAACAGAAUCAUCUCACACAUAAAGACAUCAAGGAGCCUCCACAUCAUGUGUCACAUUCCAGUCUUCUGUUGGAUCUUAGCUACAGUUCUGGAGAACGUGUUGAGUACAGAUAAGAAUGAAGAGAUGCCCAAGACUCUGACUCAAUUAUUUAUUGGGUUACUGAUAUUUCAGACCAAACAGAUGAAUGAUAAGUAUCACAAAAAAGGUGAGCGAGAUCCACACAGGGAUAAAGAGAGCUUCAUGGCACUGGGGAAACUUGCUUUUAACCAGCUGAAAAAUGGCAACCUCAUUUUCUAUGAGGCAGACCUGAAAAAGUAUGGCAUUGAUGUCACUGAAGCCUCAGUGAACUCAGGAGUGUGUACACAGAUCUUUAGACGGGACUAUGGGCCGUUCCAGGACAAGGUGUACUGCUUUGUGCAUCUGAGCGUUCAGGAGUUUCUGGCUGCGCUCUACGUUUUCCUCUCCUUCAACAACAGCAAUGUAAACCCAAUGACCGAAGACCAAUCCUUCAUCAGAAAAAUUCUAAUGAAGUGGAAUCCUGCCAUCACCUUCCACACGAUUGCAGUGGAUAAAGCCUUACAGAGUGAGAAUGGACACCUGGACCUGUUCCUCCGUUUCCUUCUGGGCCUCUCACUGGAGUCCAAUCAGACUUACUUACGCGGCCUACUGACACAGACAAGAAGCAGCUCACUGAGCCACGAGGAAACAGUCAAGUACAUCAAGAAGAAGAUCAGGAACACUCCCUCUUCAGAGAGGUGCAUCAAUCUGUUCCACUGCCUGAAUGAACUGAAUGACCAUUCUCUAGUGGAGGAGAUCCAAAGAUACCUGAGAUCAGGAAAUCUGUCCAAAACCAAACUGUCACCUGCACAGUGGUCAGCUCUGGUCUUUGUGUUGCUGACUUCAGAAGAGGAGCUGGAUGUGUUUGACCUGAAGAAAUACUCCAGAUCAGAGGAAGGUCUUCUGAGGCUGCUGCCAGUGGUCAAAGCCUCCAGGACAGCUCUGCUUAAUGGGUGUAACCUCACUGAGAAAUGCUGUGAAGCCUUGGCCUCAGCUUUCAACUCAACCUCCUCAAACCUAAGAGAGCUGGACCUGAGUGACAACAACCUGCAGGAUUCAGGAGUGAAGCUGCUCUCUGCUGGACUGGAGAAUCCACACUGUAAACUGGAGACACUGAGGCUUAAUGGGUGUAACCUCACUGAGAAAUGCUGUGAAGCCUUGGCCUCAGCUUUCAACUCAACCUCCUCAAACCUAAGAGAGCUGGACCUGAGUGACAACAACCUGCAGGAUUCAGGAGUGAAGCUGCUCUCUGCUGGACUGGAGAAUCCACACUGUAAACUGGAGACACUGAGGUUGUCACGCUGUCUGAUCACAAAGAAAGGCUGUGCUUCUCUGGCCUCAGCUCUGAGGUCCAACCCCUCCUACCUGAGAGAGCUGGACCUGAGCUACAAUAUCCCAGGAGACUCCGGAGUGAAGCAGCUCUCUGCUGGACUGGAGGAUCCACACUGGAGACUGGAGAAACUCAAUGUUGACCCCUGUGGAGAGUACUGGCUGCUGAAAAAAUAUGCCUGUGAUGUCACACUGGACCCGAACACAGCACACAGAAACCUCUCUCUGUCAGAGGGGAACAGGAAGGUGACGUGGGGGAAAGAGGAGUGGCUGUAUCCUGAUCACCCAGAGAGAUUUGAGGACUGGCCACAGGUGCUGUGUAGAGAGGGUCUGACUGGGCGCUGUUACUGGGAGGCAGAGAUGAGUGGGGGAGGGGAUGACAUAGGAAUGACGUACAGAGGAAUCAGCAGGACAGGAAACACUGAUGACAGUAAGCUUGGAUGCAAUGACAAGUCCUGGAGUCUGAGCUGCUCUGAUUACGGUUACGCUGCCAGGCACAAUAAGGAGAGAACGGACAUACCUGCCUCCUCCUCGUCCAACAGAGUAGGAGUGUAUCUGGACUGGCCGGCCGGCACUCUGUCCUUCUACACUCUGUCCUCCUCUGACACACUGACCCACCUGCACACAUUCACCUCCACAUUCACUGAGCCCCUCUAUCCAGGGUUUUGGGUUGAAAUAAACUCCUCAUUGUCCCUGUGUGAGGUAAAAACCUUUAGUUAG
Molecule: messenger RNA, 3267 nt
Organism: Salvelinus namaycush (lake trout)
Lineage: Eukaryota; Metazoa; Chordata; Actinopteri; Salmoniformes; Salmonidae
Product: NACHT, LRR and PYD domains-containing protein 12-like
Exons: 7
Coding region: 1-3267 (1088 amino acids)
Molecular function (GO): protein binding
Source: RefSeq, a predicted model, not a curated record